AUGGCAACCGAGAUUGCGGACUCUCAUGAAGAUCGAUUAGAAGAGGAAACUAAAAAGUUGAACAAGUCGUUUAAGAUUGCCGCCGUCAUUUGUGUAUCAUUGACGUUAUGUUUGGUGAUUUUGUGGCCCAUGCCAAUGUAUGGCUCCUCGUACAUUUUCUCCAAAAAGUUCUUUACGGGAUGGGUUUCGGUGUUGUUCAUUUGGAUUUUUUUCAGUGCUUUCAUGGUUAUUGUGUAUCCCAUCUGGGAAGGUAGGGAUGCAAUUGCCAUCACUUUCAGAGGUAUCUACUGGGAUUUAACUGGUCAAGGGUACAAGGUGAAGCAAUGGCAAGAGUCCCACCCCGAGAAAUUGCAUGCGAUUCAAUCUCAAGUCUCUGCAAGGUUGUUGGCCAUUAGCCAAAGCAAUGGAGUUGUGGAAGGUAAAACACUCCAGAUGGUAUCUACACCCCAAGACAUAUCGAUGAGGAAUUGGAGAAAAGGAGUAAUUUAUGGUAGAUGA
Molecule: messenger RNA, 498 nt
Organism: Meyerozyma guilliermondii ATCC 6260
Lineage: Eukaryota; Fungi; Ascomycota; Pichiomycetes; Serinales; Debaryomycetaceae
Exons: 1
Coding region: 1-498 (165 amino acids)
Biological process (GO): spermidine transport; putrescine transport; urea transmembrane transport
Cellular component (GO): plasma membrane
Molecular function (GO): spermidine transmembrane transporter activity; putrescine transmembrane transporter activity; urea transmembrane transporter activity
Source: RefSeq, a predicted model, not a curated record